AUGACGUCACAGUUCAAUGGCACCUCUAACACCAUGACGUCAGAGUUGAAUGGCACCUCUAACACCAUGACGUCAGAGUUGAAUGGCACCUCUAACACCAUGACGUCACAGUUCAAUGGCACCUCUAACACCAUGACGCCACAGUUCAAUGGCACCUCUAACACCAUGACGCCACAGUUCAAUGGCACCUCUAACACCAUGACGCCACAGUUGAAUGGCACCUCUAACACCAUGACGCCACAGUUAAAUGGCACCUCUAACACCAUGACGCCACAGUUGAAUGGCACCUCUAACUCCAUGACGCCACAGUUGAAUGGCACCUCUAACACCAUGACGCCACAGUUCAAUGGCACCUCUAACACCAUGACGCCACAGUUCAAUGGCACCUCUAACACCAUGACGCCACAGUUGAAUGGCACCUCUAACUCCAUGACGCCACAGUUGAAUGGCACCUCUAACACCAUGACGCCACAGUUGAAUGGCACCUCUAACACCAUGACGCCUCAGUUGAAUGGCACCUCUAACACCAUGACGCCUCAGUUGAAUGGCACCUCUAACACCAUGACGUCACAGUUGAAUGGCACCUCUAACACCAUGACGUCACCGUUGAAUGGCACCUCUAACACCAUGACGUCACAGUUGAAUGGCACCUCUAACACCAUGACGCCUCAGUUGAAUGGCACCUCUAACACCAUGACGCCUCAGUUGAAUGGCACCUCUAACACCAUGACGUCUCAGUUGAAUGGCACCUCUAACACCAUGACGCCUCAGUUGAAUGGCACCUCUAACACCAUGACGUCACAGUUGAAUGGCACCUCUAACACCAUGACGUCACAGUUGAAUGGCACCUCUAACACCAUGACGUCACAGUUGAAUGGCACCUCUAACACCAUGACGCCACAGUUCAAUGGCACCUCUAACACCAUGACGCCACAGUUCAAUGGCACCUCUAACAUCCCAAUGUCAUACCUCUGUUAG
This is a messenger RNA of Procambarus clarkii (red swamp crayfish), 978 nucleotides long. NCBI's taxonomy places the organism in Eukaryota, Metazoa, Arthropoda, Malacostraca, Decapoda, Cambaridae. The record is from RefSeq and is a predicted model, not a curated record.